GUACAGUCGCGUGUGGUGAUGCAGUCCGGCUCGGGCGAGUACACCGGCUUCGUGCCCGACAUGCAGCGGCGCGUGCUGAUGAACCUCAUCGUCGUGGCCGUGUGCGCCGUGUCGGCGCUGGUGGUGCUGGGGGGGUACGCGUUCUAUCCACUUGGCGGCGGCGGUGGCGGCGCAUCGCCCGUGGGGGACAUCAAUGGCGCGGCCGUCCCGCUGAAGAAGUGGGUCGCCGGCCACAAGGAUAACGACCGUGAGCUGGUGCAGGGCCUCAAGGGUGAUGCCUACUACCUCAUCUCCACGCCCGACGGCAUCAAGGACUUCGCGAUCAACGCGACCUGCACUCACCUCGGAUGCGUGGUGCCGUGGGUCCGCUCCGCGAACAAGUUCUGCUGCCCCUGCCACGGCUCGCAGUACGACGAGAACGGCAAGGUCGUCCGCGGCCCUGCGCCCCUGUCCCUGGCGCUCGCGCACACGUCCGUCCUCGAGAGCGGCGACAUCGCCGUGGCCCCGUGGCCCGAGCAGGACUUCCGCACCGGCCUCGAUCCCUGGUGGAGCUGA
Molecule: messenger RNA, 555 nt
Organism: Prorocentrum cordatum
Lineage: Eukaryota; Dinophyceae; Prorocentrales; Prorocentraceae
Source: the annotation of a GenBank genome assembly